This is a messenger RNA of Frieseomelitta varia, 1556 nucleotides long. RefSeq names its product pyridoxal phosphate homeostasis protein. The transcript has 4 exons. Gene Ontology annotation, cellular component: intracellular anatomical structure. Gene Ontology annotation, molecular function: pyridoxal phosphate binding. NCBI's taxonomy places the organism in Eukaryota, Metazoa, Arthropoda, Insecta, Hymenoptera, Apidae. The record is from RefSeq and is a predicted model, not a curated record. The coding region runs from base 205 to 954 and encodes 249 amino acids.
CACGACAUGGAUUAUGAUCGUUUGUAAUUGUAAUAAUAAAUGUGCUACACUUCAGUCAAGAUAGUUUCUUAUAUAAAUAGAAUAUGUAACACAUAUUUUUGUGUAUGCUAGAAGCAUACAUAAAAUGUUUAAAUGUUACACAAUAAAUCAUAAAUUAUUCAUACUGAUAAGAAAUGUUGAUAAAGAGAUUACAAAUCAGUGAAAAUGGCAGAAUUAAUAGCGAAUUUAAAAGUAGUACGGGAUAAAAUUAAUGUUGCUUCUGCUAGAAGACCAUUAGAAUACAAGUAUUUUGAGCCUCGUUUAGUAGCUGUGAGUAAAUUUAAACCAGUUGAAUUAAUUGUCGAUGCAUAUAAAGCUGGUCAAAGACAUUUUGGAGAGAAUUAUGUCAAUGAAUUAGCAGAAAAGGGGAAUCAUUCAAGUAUUUUGGAAAUGUGUACAGAUAUAUGUUGGCAUUUUAUUGGUCAUCUUCAACGUAAUAAAAUAAACAAACUAUUAACUACUCCAAAUUUGUAUAUUAUUGAAACAGUAGAUACUGAAAAAAUUGCAUCAGCAUUAAAUGCUGCUUGGUCUAAAUGUAGAACACAUGAAAAUUUGAAAUUAAAAAUAAUGGUACAGGUCAAUACUAGCAACGAGCAAGAGAAGAGUGGUUGUGAAAGAACACAAGUUUGUUCUCUUGUUCAAUAUAUUAUUGAUAACUGUACAAGCUUAGAAUUUGUAGGUCUUAUGACAAUAGGUAUGUUUGGAUAUGAUGUCACUAAAGGACCAAAUCCUGACUUUUUGUGUCUGAAAGAAUGUAGGGAAGAAGUAUCAAAAGAAUUAGGUAUUGAUUCAAAGAAGAUAGAAUUAUCAAUGGGAAUGUCAAGUGAUUAUGAACAUGCGGUUGAAUUGGGAAGUACCAAUGUUAGAGUUGGUACUGCUAUAUUUGGAGAAAGGCCAAAAAAGGAUAUCUCAUAAAAUACAUAUUCCUUGUGUAAUUACAAAUAUAUUGUUUAAUAUUAUUAUAUAUUAAACAUUAAAAACAUGUCUAUAUGAUAUUGGAACAUUAUUGCAGAUACGUUAUGAUGAUGAUAAGUUGGCCUCUAUUUGUUAGUUUUUUGUUGUCAUAUAAAGAAAUGAUACGAUAUUCAGUUAAACUAAUUUGGACGAAGUGCGUAUCAUUGUUUGCUUGUUUCUAUCAUGAAUGCUCGAAAGUUUGAAUUAUUUCCAUUGUUAUUUAAUGGGUACAGGCGAUUGAUUUCCUACCGAGUUUUUAUUUAGAGCUAAUAAAUUUGGAUUGAAUAUAAUUGACCGAUUGUUAAUUGUGCGAAUCAUGUAAUAGUUCUUAUGAUGGUUGGAGAAAAAUUGAUUUAGAUUUAAGAAGAACGCGAUGAUUUUAAGAAAGAGAGUAGGAAUGGAAAUAAUCGAAUAAGGUUUGGAAGGCUGAUAAUGACAUUGUUUGUUUCUAAAAAUUGCAGUUUAAGCAUAUUUGUAACUUGAUGCUAGUUUAUUUUGUAGGAGCACUUUGUGUUGUAAGAUGAUUAUAUAACAUUUUAUUAAAAAUAUUACGUUACAUUAAA